GCGGAAAUGGUGGUUUUCUGCUGGCAAGAAGAAAAACAACCAGGACACACGUCGUUUCAUAUUUGGUCACAAGACAAAGAUGGCAUCGAGCAGUACAAGCAGGGAGGGGGAGCUGAGUGUUCAACAGUGUGAGGACUAUAUCCAGCAACACGGCAUCCAGGCUGUGAUGAAGGAAUGCAUCGUCAAGCUGUGUAUGACCCGGCCAGACCGGCCCAUUGCCUUUAUCAGGGACUACUUCGAAAAACUGGCAAAGGAGGACGACGGGUUUAUUUCACCCAUGAACUCUCCAACCAUGAACCCUGUGGUGAGGCCUCGGAACCGGAGAGGAGCCAUCAGUGCGGAGGUGUACACUGAGGAAGACACUGCCUCCUAUGUCAGAAAGGUCAUCCCGAAAGACUACAAGAGCAUGGCGGCCCUGUCCAAAGCCAUGGAGAGGAACGUGCUGUUUGCCCACUUGGACGACAAUGAGAGGAGUGACAUUUUUGACGCAAUGUUUUCUGUCAACUACAUUGCUGGAGAAACUGUCAUCCAACAAGGUGAUGAGGGAGACAACUUCUAUGUCAUUGACCUGGGAGAGACGGAUGUAUACGUGAACAACGAACUGGUGACCAGCAUUGGUGAGGGAGGCAGUUUUGGGGAGCUGGCUCUGAUCUACGGAACCCCUCGAGCAGCUACAGUCCGUGCCAAGUCCAAUGUUAAGCUGUGGGGCAUUGACAGAGACAGCUACAGGAGAAUAUUGAUGGGAAGCACUUUGAGAAAGCGCAAGAUGUAUGAGGAGUUCCUCAGCAAGGUGUCCAUUCUAGAGUCUCUGGAUAAGUGGGAGCGUCUGACGGUGGCUGACGCCAUGGAGACUGUGCAGUUUGAGGACCGCCAGAAAAUUGUGGUGCAGGGAAAGCCUGGCGAUGAGUUCUUCAUCAUCCUGGAGGGGACAGCAGCGGUGCUCCAGAGGCGGUCGGAGGACGAGGAGUUUGUGGAGGUCGGCAGACUUGGACCCUCAGAUUACUUUGGUGAGAUUGCCCUUCUGAUGAACCGGCCCCGUGCUGCAACUGUUGUUGCAUGCGGUCCCCUCAAGUGUGUCAAACUGGACCGGCCCCGGUUCGAGCGAGUCCUGGGUCCCUGCUCUGACAUCCUGAAGAGAAACAUUGAGCAGUACAACAGCUUUGUCUCCCUCUCUGUCUGAGCUUGUCGGCCCUCUGGCCCUCCUUUCCUCUGCUGCAGGGGCCACCAAUGCACAUGCACCCCCCCAAAAGAAGACUUCAAUACAUCUGUUACUCCUCUUAGUUGUUUUAUUUUUUUUGUAAGUUCUCAGGUGACGCGAUUUGUUUUCUAUGAGUUUUGAGCUUCAUCGCCUGAAGCUGUAAUCCUAAAACCAAAUAGACACACUUUGAAAGUGUAGCUAAGAUUUAAAUAAUGGUGUAUGCAUGACUGGCCGUGCCUUCACACUGAUCACUGUGAGUAGAUUAUUCAAAUUGGAAUAUUUAUCCAAAAUACACAGAUGAAAUAAUCUAUAAAAUAUAAAGCAUUUUAUAGUCACAAUGGAACAUGUCGAUCCAUCAGCUGAUGUCCUAUUAAGACAGGAUAUGAAGGGGAGCAUUGGAAUAGGAAUGGUUUAAAGUAGUUAGUUCCACAGCUCGAUGGGGGUGACAAACCUAAACAUUGUCACAUUAUCCAUUUUGCAGUAUUAAGUCCAACAUGUUGACGGUGUGGAUGCACAGUUAGUAGCUUAGUCUGCUCUGGAGAUCUCCAGUGUUCACAGAGAUGGUGUACAGAUGUUUUCAUGCUGACUGAGCUUUAUGUUUUUGACGGGGUAUGCCAUCAUUUGUCUCGAUGUUAUUUUUAAGCUAGCAGCCGGGUUCAAGGGAUGGAUGUGUUUGGGUCUUUGGUCCGGACUGAAAUAUCUCAGCAACUAUAAUGUGAUCUGUUCAUGUCUCCCUCUCAGUGAAUUGUAAUAACUUCUCUUCUAGCAGCCUCAAGUCCAAAUUCAAAUUUGUCCAGUGCUUUGGUCUCUGACCUGCAUAACAAAUGACAUUCCCAUCAUGCUCAGCUGCAGUGCUGAGUUUAGUAGGUUAGCAUGCUAACCUACUAAAGUCAGAUGCUAUACAGCUGCGUGUCUUACUUUUCAUGCACACAGUUUGCAGGAGUACCAGUCAUACUUCUACAGUAUGGAGGGUGUUUUAACCCAGGAAGAGAAAAUGAGAUUUAAAAAAAAAAGCACAAUUAGUUUCCAGUUAAACUUGACCAUUUUGGUCAAUUUCUCCUGACACUGCUUAUUUUAAAUAGCGCUCAACAUCUUCUGUGUUCAGGUUCUUACAUCUUAAUCAACAUUUUUAUAUUGCUCUUUCUCCAUGAUUUCAUUUUUGUAUUUUUUAACAUUUAAUCAGUAAAUAACAUGUUCUCUUUGUUUACCUUUUGCUCUUUAAAAGUUACUAUAUUUCUGGGUGAAAUUCUCCACAUUUAGUGUUUGUUAAAUACUUUCUGAACACGCUUCAGAAUGUCCAGGUCUGCUGGUUCUAUUUACACCUCUGCUACAAAUCUAUAUAUUUCAAGUAAAUGACUAUUUUUUUACAGAUUUUGUGAUUAUACAAAACUAUUUAAUCAAAGGAAAAGUGUUUAUAUGCUGUUUAGUUCACUGUUUCGAGUUCGUCUGAUCCCAACAUUUAAACGGAGCUCAGGUCAAUACUUAAUAAAAAGGUACCUCUUGGAAGAUCAGACUUUCUGACACGCAGCAGCAUAGCCACCCGGUUCCAAAUAGGGUUGCUUGUGUGUGUCACAGGCCAUCAGGUCUGAUCACUCAUGUUUUCUGCUAUUUCAAUCUCUCUAGUCAGCAUUCAUCAAAGGACACAUUGGAAACAAUAAAUAAUAAUAGAACAUCUCGAAACCAAACUGCCAAUAAACUCAUUGGCAUAACUAAGUCAUUUCCUGUAUAUCUGUAGUGUGAUUAAGAAAAGUACAUCGAUACUUAUUGCUGUGUAAAAGGGGCACACGUACCUUGCUAAAUAGAAGACUGGCCCAUUUUGUAGCGCAGAGUUGCACAUAGCUGUCUUUGCUGUAAUGUUGCAGCAGCCGCUCCGCAAAAUAUGUCCUCAUAUGUUACACUUCAAUGUAGUUAGUUACAAAUGAGUUAGUCAAGCUCCCAAAACACUGGAGCCUACAUUUCCCAUAAAGCAACUCGGUGUCAGCUUUCGUUAGAAGCCCCUGUGCUUCGUAAACACCCACAGCUCUUUAAACGUUCUUCUACAAGCCUUAGGAAAAGAGCCAGAGCUGUCUGUCUAAAGCUUUCCUUCAGUCAAUGCUGGUCAGUGAAUAAGUCAAAUGGAGCAUGAGGAUUUAAUGCAACCUUUGUGUACUUUACAUAUGAAGAUACACACUUGAGUUAGUAUCAUAGAGGCACAGUCCUAUCUAACAGUGAACAAAUGUACAGGAAGCCCACUCGGUCAGCAUCUAACAGUUGCUGCCUUAUCCUCAUUGCCGAUUGUUGUUUUGCAGUUCUCUCUUCUCUGAAGAUCAGCACUGUAGUCCAGCCACUCGAAACCUGACAAUCAGGUUUGGCCUUGACAUUUAUCUUGAGUUUAUCGAUUACACCCAGUGUUAAAUGUCUGUUUAUCACAGAUGUCUUAAUUCAGUAGUGUUGCACCCAUUUUGACUUGGUACUGUAUUUUUUUUCCAGCUAUGUCUUUACAUUAUUUCUGACUCAUUAGAAGGCAAAAAGUGAAUGUCACUGCUCCACUCCUUCAGACCAUCAGAGAAGCUGAUGGAGGAGCCAGCAAUGAGUCUCCGUCAGACUGUGUGCCUUUGUUCAGACGCACUGGGCAGUUUGUGCUUAAAUGCUGGUUGUUUGGGUUUCUCUGCUUAUAGCAGUUCAAGCAAUAAAGAGAUCAGUGUUUUCACAGUU
Anarrhichthys ocellatus (wolf-eel) is the source of this 3892-nucleotide messenger RNA. RefSeq names its product protein kinase, cAMP-dependent, regulatory, type I, alpha (tissue specific extinguisher 1) a (gene prkar1aa). Bases 80 to 1180 code for a protein of 366 amino acids. Gene Ontology annotation, biological process: negative regulation of cAMP-dependent protein kinase activity. NCBI's taxonomy places the organism in Eukaryota, Metazoa, Chordata, Actinopteri, Perciformes, Anarhichadidae. The transcript has 11 exons. Gene Ontology annotation, molecular function: cAMP binding; protein kinase A catalytic subunit binding; cAMP-dependent protein kinase inhibitor activity. Gene Ontology annotation, cellular component: cAMP-dependent protein kinase complex; cytosol. The record is from RefSeq and is a predicted model, not a curated record.